AUGGCAAUGAAAUUCAAGGCCACAGACACAAAGACUGUUCUCCUACAAUUACUGCUGUGUCUGACGAUCUUCUAUGCUGUAUAUUACGUUAUAGGCAUCAUAUUCUUUGGCGCUUUCAGGCUCGAAACAUAUGAUGAGUUCAUGCCAUUUGACUUCAAAACAGAACCAUCGUACUCAAGCUCAGAAUACAAGGUCAAUCUGAUCUCAAUGGAGUUGACCUACUUUGUGUGUGGGCUGCUGUUUGCUGGGGUAGUUAAAGAAUGGAUAUGGGAUUAUGCGAUUACAGUCACUCUCAUUCAUGUUGCAGUUACGUCGACAAUUAUGGCUGAAUUUCCACUUGUCUGGCAGUGGUGGCUGGCUCUCGGUUGUGCUCUAUUAAUAAUGAUCUGUAGUGGACAACUUCUUGUGCAUUUUACAUUUCAAAGCAACCUUAUUUAUCCAAGUCUGGAUGAUUUUUAAUCAGAGACUGCACUUACAUAAGAGCAGCACUGGAUGAACUGGAUCUGCCGUUCGUUUCUACUGUGGUUGGAUUGAGUUGAAAUCUUUCUGUGCAUCAAGUGUACAGUUGAU
This is a messenger RNA of Mobula hypostoma (lesser devil ray), 570 nucleotides long. It is a transcript of the gene tmem244, whose product is annotated as transmembrane protein 244. The coding region runs from base 1 to 459 and encodes 152 amino acids. Lineage: Eukaryota; Metazoa; Chordata; Chondrichthyes; Myliobatiformes; Myliobatidae. The record is from RefSeq and is a predicted model, not a curated record. The transcript has 6 exons.